UUCUUGCCCUGUCAGGGUUCUGGUCUCGGGGACCAGGCUGCUUUCAGGCAGCAGGGGGGCAGCGCGUCUGCCCCUGUUCAACCUUGUAAGGAUGAUUCCUCAAAAAAAAAAAACGGGGCGGCUCUUGGAGCCUGGGCCUGGCGUGCUGCCCCCGGCGGUGGAUGGGGCGUGGCAGCCUGCCUGUGUGCUGCAGCACCGCAAGCCGCGGCACCUGUGGACCUUUGAAGAGCGGGCGGCGUACGAUGCAGCAUCACCAGGGGACCGGGCGGGGGCGUGGCCUCGGGCGCCGUACUUCCUGGCGCCGGAGGCUGGGGUGGUGGUGCACCCGGAGCACUGCCGGAUUGCGGGUGUCAGCUUGGUGGACUACACGGUGCGGGACGUGCGGCGGGCCAUCACCGCGGCUAACCCGGCCGCACCUCCGGCUCCGGCCCGCCCCGCAGCCAUGCCGUGCCCGGCGCCAGCUCAGCAGGCGGGGGGUUCGGGGACCCAGCCGGCGGCACAGUCGCGGCUGGCGGAGCGGGAGGCGGAGUGGCAGCGUGCAGCGGCGCAGCUGACCACCACGGCGGCGCAGCACUUCAACAAUAACCCGGUGGCUCUGGACCCCUGGCUCCACCGCACCUCCGCGGCAGCUGGGCUGCAGAACACGCCGGCGAGAGAACUGCAGUCGUAUGCGUCCCCGUCCCAGCAGUCAGCUUAUGCGCAGGCGAGGACGUGGCUGCAGCAGCUGUGGGCCUGCGUUGCGCCCCAGGCAGCGGCGCUGCCAGUGAUGGACGCGGGCUUCAUGCUGGGGGACCGCAUGGGUAUGUGGGCCUCAGGCCCACGGGGGGCGGGCGCGCUGCUGUGGAGCACUUUGCGGGCCACCUUCUUGUACGCCGUCUGGUGUGCGUACUGGUCCCGCGAGCCUGCUAAGCAGACGUCGGAGCAUGUGGUUCGGGAGGUGGUCAGCGAGCUGCGCAGGGUGAUGCAGCUGCGUUUCACUGCCGCCACGCUAACCCCUGAAACCCUGUCGGCUCUGCCCACACAGCUUCUCACCGCACAGCUCAAGGCGGCUAAGCUGGAGCACUUUGUUGCCAUCUGGUCGGCGGGUGGCGCGCUUUGUGAAGUGGAGGAGGUUCAGGCUCUGGCUGGCGUCGCAGCGCCUGGGCGGCUGUGGGACUUCCUGCACAGCGCAUCUUGCAGCGGGCUGGAGCCCGCUUAGUCAGCGCGACAUCUGGCCUGUUUAGUUUUCUGCUUGUGUCUCCUCUGCUGGUUCUCCUGGGGUGUUGCUUAAGCAACCGACUUGUGGGGGUGGGGUGGGUUUGGGCGGGGCGAGUGCGUAGCGCUGGUGUUUUCUUUUCUGGCGCGCGGUGGUGGUGGUUCUUGCGGUUAAGCUGUGGUGUUGGUUGGUGCUUGGGUUAGGUCUGGCGGUGUUUU
Messenger RNA from Chlamydomonas reinhardtii, 1413 nucleotides. RefSeq lists its product as uncharacterized. Lineage: Eukaryota; Viridiplantae; Chlorophyta; Chlorophyceae; Chlamydomonadales; Chlamydomonadaceae. The coding region runs from base 92 to 1198 and encodes 368 amino acids. The record is from RefSeq and is a predicted model, not a curated record. The transcript has 3 exons.